AUGACUUGUAAAUCAGCAAUUACAACACGUAAAAAAAACAAGUCAUAUCCAAAAAAAAAUUUAUCAAAAAAGUCUCAAAGUAAACCUAUAAUCAUUUCUGAUUCGGAAACAGAAGCAGUCUCAAAUAAAAAACCCAAAAUUAAAUUAGAAUCAAAUAACUUGAAUGAAUUAGAAAUUGAAGAAUGA
Messenger RNA from Dentiscutata erythropus, 186 nucleotides. The record is from the annotation of a GenBank genome assembly. Lineage: Eukaryota; Fungi; Glomeromycota; Glomeromycetes; Diversisporales; Gigasporaceae.